Botrytis cinerea B05.10 is the source of this 1151-nucleotide messenger RNA. RefSeq lists its product as hypothetical. NCBI's taxonomy places the organism in Eukaryota, Fungi, Ascomycota, Leotiomycetes, Helotiales, Sclerotiniaceae. The transcript is spliced from 2 exons. The coding region runs from base 216 to 401 and encodes 61 amino acids. The record is from RefSeq and is a predicted model, not a curated record.
GGACCAAACGUUAACCAUAUCACAAUGUUCAUGAAGCAUGCCACAUCAUCAAUUUUAAAACAUCUCUAUGAUACGAAUACCUGGUAGCAUUGAAAGUGUGGUAUGUUAACUUGGAUUUGUCCAUUCGUUUGGAUUCUUGGUGACGGGGAAAUGUAUCAUUCAAGUGUAUCGAGACUCCUCCGAAUUACUCGGGGUCAAGAAAGUUCCCAGGCCCAAUGGAUCCUACAGCAGUACCGCAAGAAUACGAAGGUCAAGAGAAGAUUGAAGUUGGCGUUUCAUUGAAGAAUCAGAGCGCAGUUCCGCAGAUCAAUAGAAACAAUACCUUCCCAGUUUCUACAUCGAUAGAGGUCAAUUCAAAUACAGUCUCAACAUCCCAUAUACCACUAUUUCUCAACCAAUAAUCUUCCGAGUCGAAAGAAGUAAUUUCGAAAUUUCCAUACCGUCCAAUUUUACAUCACACUGAGCAAUCAUAUCCGCAUUCAUGUUAACAUCAAAAUGACGUCCCGGCUUUCACCAACCAAAAGAGAAUAACCUCCAGUACUGUAUCGGAUCCCAACUCGCAUGGCAAUUACAUGUAUGGUUCGAACGAUGAAAUUGAACAAUACCUUCUGUGUGGCGAGCUGUUAAGAGUCUGUGAACACAGCACAGAAUCGAAAGCAAGCUGGCUCAACAGUACAUUCAAUAAAUCACCGGAAUGGAGUUCUACACGAACGACAUGACGAAUAUGACAAUACACAACGCGAAAUCCUCAACUACAAGACCAAUUACGGAAAAUUUUCCAGCCAUUCCCGACCUCAGUUGUUCAAGAUUCUUCGCUACGAUCCGGUACAAGAUUCCGAAGAAGAGGAGCUAUGCACAUUACCAACCGAGUGAAUCGAUCAAGGGCUUCUACGAAUAUAUAGUUGUUUGAUCUGACGUUGACAGGAUAACUAGAACUAGUCAAGCUCGAGCCAAUUCAAUAUGUGCCGUCGACAGUGGGUAAAGUGGAGAUUAAACAUCAAAAAUGAUUCGCACCCAGGGGAUGAACAUCUUGUUCCCAUUGUGACGGCUGUGCUGGACACGGUGCGGCAACUUUAGAAAGAGGUGUAAACAUCUGAAUGAUAUUCGAUUAGGUGGGAGGGCGCGUGGAUAAAUACAAUAGGAAUAAUGCA